Jatropha curcas is the source of this 2502-nucleotide messenger RNA. RefSeq names its product oligopeptide transporter 1. NCBI's taxonomy places the organism in Eukaryota, Viridiplantae, Streptophyta, Magnoliopsida, Malpighiales, Euphorbiaceae. Gene Ontology annotation, molecular function: oligopeptide transmembrane transporter activity. Gene Ontology annotation, biological process: transmembrane transport. The record is from RefSeq and is a predicted model, not a curated record.
UGGUCAGGAAAGCAGGCAAAAUUCAUUAGGAUAGAAUUAGGACCUCAAUGUUUCAGAGUUCUUGUCAAAUUCUAAGUCUUCGAGAAAAACUUUAAAAUAGAACCAUUAUAUAAUUGUUGUAUUGUGCACUUUGUUGUUUAGUUUUCUACGAAUUUUCUGAGUGAGACGGCAUUUGGCAAAGAUAUGGCAGCCACCAUAGAGGAUGCAAUCCCUCAAUCUAAGCUUCCAUAUGAUCAUCAACACAAUGUCGACAUUGCAGGUGUUGCUUUAGGCGAUAAGGAAGAAGAAGUUAAUGACAAUCCAAUCGAACAAGUAAGACUAACAGUUCCAAUCAGAGAUGAUCCUACAGAACCAGCAUUGACGUUCAGAACAUGGGUUCUUGGGAUAAUGUCGUGUGUGCUUCUUGCAUUUGUGAAUCAAUUCUUUUCAUAUCGUUCAAAUCCGCUAGGUGUUUCUGCAGUUUCAGCACAAAUUAUUGCUCUUCCACUAGGAAAGUUGAUGGCCAAAGUACUUCCAACAAAACAGAUUAAAAUUCCAUUGACAAAAUGGUCAUUUUCAUUGAAUCCAGGGCCUUUCACUUUGAAAGAACAUGUUUUGAUUACCAUAUUUGCAAGUUGCGGAGCAAGUGGUGUUUAUGCAGUGAACAUUCUUACUGCUGUUAAGGCCUUCUACAGAAGGCCUAUCCAUCCUGUUGCAGCUAUGUUGCUUGUACAAACAACUCAGUUGCUUGGGUAUGGAUGGGCAGGUAUUUUCAGAAAAAUACUUGUGGAUUCACCAUACAUGUGGUGGCCCUCAAAUCUUGUCCAAGUCUCUCUAUUCAGGGCAUUAAAUGACAAGGAGAAGAGGCCAAAAGGAAGACUUACUAGGCUACAAUUCUUUACUAUCGUUUUCAUAGCAAGCUAUGCAUACUAUAUCAUUCCAGGCUACCUUUUCCCUUCCAUAUCUACAAUCUCCUUCAUUUGUUGGAUAUGGAAGGACUCUGUCACUGCUCAACAGAUUGGUUCAGGGCGAAAAGGGCUCGGUAUUGUCUCCUUUGGCCUUGACUGGUCAACUGUUGCUUCCUUCUUGGGGACUCCUCUGGCCAUGCCUUUGUUUGCAAUUGCAAACACUCUUGCUGGUUUUUUCGUGGUUCAGUAUAUAAUUGUGCCUAGUUUAUAUUGGAGUAAUACAUAUGAUGCUAAAAAAUUCCCCAUUUUUUCCUCUCGUACAUUUGACAACGCUGGUCAGAUAUACAAUAUUACUCGAAUUCUGAAUCAGAAAAAUUUCGACGUUAAUCUAGAUGCUUAUAACAAUUACAGCAAGCUUUAUCUCAGUGUUCUAUUUGCAAUCAAUUAUGGACUCAGUUUUGCAUCUCUGACGGCUACUAUUUCACAUGUCCUACUUUUCGAAGGAAAGACAAUUUGGAAUAUGUGGAGGAAGACUGCUGGUGCAUUGAAAGAUCAAUUUACUGAUGUGCAUACAAGAUUAAUGAAGAAGAACUAUGAAGAAGUCCCUCAAUGGUGGUUUGUGACAAUCUUGGUUAUAUCUGUGGCUCUAAGCCUUUUAGCAGUAGAAGGUUUUAAUAAACAAUUACAACUUCCAUGGUGGGGGCUUCUCCUAGCUUGUGGGAUUGCUCUUUUUUUCACCCUGCCUAUUGGUGUUGUUCAGGCCACAACAAACAUGCAAAUGGGGCUAAAUGUGAUCACAGAAUUGAUUAUCGGAUAUAUAUAUCCCGGGAAGCCUCUUGCAAAUGUGACUUUCAAGACAUAUGGUUACAUCAGCAUGAGUCAAGCCCUGACCUUUGUGCAAGAUUUCAAGUUAGGACAUUAUAUGAAAAUACCUCCGAAAUCAAUGUUUCUUGUUCAGUUAGUUGGAACAAUAGUUGGUUCAACUGUCUACUUUGCGACGGCAUGGUGGCUUCUGUCAACUGUUGAAAACAUAUGUCUCCCAGAUUUAUUACCAGAUGGAAGUCCAUGGACAUGCCCCGGCGACGAUGUCUUUUACAAUGCAUCAAUCAUAUGGGGAGUGAUAGGCCCUCUCAGAAUGUUUGGGAAGUUAGGUGUCUACUCUCAGUUGAAUUGGUUCUUCCUGAUAGGUGCGGUUGCCCCAAUUCCAGUAUGGUUAUUGACUCGCAAAUUUCCUGAGAAGAAAUGGAUAAAGCUUAUUCAUAUGCCUAUUUUCUUAUCAGCCACAAUAAGUAUGCCACCAGCUGGACCUGUGCAUUACUGGUCUUGGGGAGCUGUUGGAUUAUUCUUUAACUUUUAUGUAUACAGAAAGUACAAGAGAUGGUGGGCAAGGCAUAACUAUAUUUUAUCAGCUGGUUUAGAUGCUGGUAUUGCUUUCAUGGGAAUAGUAAUCUUCUUUGCCCUUCAAUCUCAGAACAUCUAUGGUCCUCAGUGGUGGGGUCUGGAUGGAACUGACCACUGUCCCUUGGCAAAAUGCCCUACUGCUCCUGGAAUUGUUGCUAAGGGAUGCCCUGUUGUCCAGUAACUAACUUGCUUGAGGAAAAAUAGUUCUAAUUUA